Molecule: messenger RNA, 4106 nt
Organism: Vitrella brassicaformis
Lineage: Eukaryota; Vitrellaceae
Source: the annotation of a GenBank genome assembly
CUUGUCUGUUCGCUCCCUUCAUCUUUGUCAGCUCCUGCGUCAUACAACGCACAAACGGCUGCAAUGCAGGCUUUGGCGAUGCAAGAUGCGACGACGAGAGUGAGCCGGCGUGGUCUUCUUUUCGAGAGGAGCACGGGAUUCAUUCACUCACUCAUUCGUUGAGAGAGACCUUGCCUGUCACGUUAUUGGUCCACCACCAUGGCUGACAAGCCGUCAGCGUGGCUCCAUCGGUCGUCGCGUGUGGUGCUCAUCGUCACUGUGGACAUUGGCAAGGACAAGCAGGACAAGAUACACGUCAGGAAAGGUGAGAUGAGAUGCCUUUUUGGACAAUAAGGCAGCUCACAGCACAGCAGCAGCAGCAGAGAGAGAGAGAGAGAGACUCUGUCCGUCGCUGUGCCUUUGGUGGCAGGCGAUGACCCUCGAACGACCGCCGAGAACUUCAUCAAGCUGCAUCGGCUCAACCGUGACCUCACUGGUCAGUGAGUAGCACAGACACACACCUUCCCGAUGGCCAGCUCGUUGUCAUUUUUCGCAGAUCCGCUCACGACCCACAUCGAGCAGAACCUGGAGGCCCUCCGGCUGUCCCAGCAACGCAAGCGCGAGCGGCUCGCACAACGACUGACACAACGACACGAGUCAACCACUCAGACACAGACCCACACGCAGACGGCCGCCGUCCAGGGCUCCCUCCCGCCCACGAUGCACCUGCACGCCGAGCAGAGUGUGCAGAGCGUCCAGCAGCAGCAGCCGGCCGAUGCCCGCGCUGAUGCUGAUGCUGAUGCCAGUCCCGAUGCGGCCCACAUUCUCGCGUCUGAGCUGGUGUCGCCCACACGGCCCAGUGCGCGCAAAGGGGCGUCGCGCGAGGAGGUCGAGCCCACACCCACUGACAAGUCCGCCAUUCACCGUGGGCAGAGAGCCAAGACCUCCGAGCGGCCACAGCAGUCAGACAAGCGGCCCCACCGGCCGCCCGACGCAGUCGCCAAGGCGGCCUCCCCCUCCCCAUUCCGCCCCACACAGAAGCGAGCCUCGUCAAGGGCACAGUCGAAUCCUCCGCCGGUGCGCGGUCAUCCAUAUGUGGCGAGAGAAGGGGAGAGGGGCCGGCGCGCGCGGGAGGGCGGCGGGGCGCGGCUGGCUUCGACGUCCCGGGGUGCGUCUGAGGCCAGACUGGCUAGUGGUCAUGGGUCGUCUCCCAAGCUGGACAGGGAGGGCACCUGCAGGUCGGCUGUGUUCGACAAGCUCUACCAGAGGGCUGAGGCCAAGAGAGUGCAGGUGGGAGGGAGGGAGGGGAGAGCAGACAGACAGACAGAUAGAUAGACAGACAGACGGAGAGGGGAUCUGCCUCGUGUGUGUGUAUGUGUGUGUGUGUAUGUGUGGGCCACAUGUGCAGCUUGAGAAUCUGAAGGGUAGCGUUGAGCACGAGUACCAGCACAAGCUGGACUCCACACGAUUCAAGCCACACACCGCUAGAGAAGGUGCUCCGGUGUUCUAAAAGACCACAGACAGACAGCACGAGCUCAUCCAUCCAUCAGUCGUGUCCUGUGUCGUGUUGCCUUCGUGUGUUGUGUUGUUCCCCUCAGGUGCCGAUGUGGUCGGCCGCCGCUUGUAUGAGUGGGGCAGGAUCAUGCAGGACAUCAAGGAGAAGAAAAGACUAGAGGUACUUGAGUAGACAGACAGACAGACACGUGCACCACCUGUGGGUGCCCUCCCUCCCUCGCUCCCUCCGUCCCUCAUGCCUGUCUGUUUGUGUGUACGGUUUGGUUUGUUGUGCGGCAGCGUCUGGUGGAGCUGGAGCGGCAAGAGCUGGAGGAAGUGACCCUCAAGCCCAACAUCACACGCACCGCGCAGAACAUGCAGAGAGAGGGGCAGCCGCUCUGGCACAGACGUACGCACACACGACCCCACUCACACACACCGGUGGUGACAUGGUCUGUGUGUGUUGUGUGUGUGUCAGUCGACUGCGAGAGCAUCGACAAGCGCCGGAGGCUCAGUCGCAUCCGCGAAGAGAUGGCCAAGAAGGAGCUGGAGGGAUGCACUUUCAAGCCCGACAUCUCACGACGGUACUCAACACAACACAACCACCCACACAGACACCACCACCCACCCCUCCGAUGCAAUCCAUCAGGUCUCGCCGUCUGGUGGCCGCGCGCAUGAGCGAGCUGCAGCUGUCGGGCCCCCUCUAUGAGUUCCUCUACUCGGACGCACUCAGGCGGCACGAACGAGACCGAAUGUACAAGACCUUCGUGCCGCCCGAAGCCACCUUCCGGCCACAGACACUGGCCGCCGAUAACGGCAGCAGGAGCCCUCCGGCUGACGAUGGCAGGAGCCCCAGGGAGACACUGGAGGCCAUGAUGAACAGGUGGGUGGGGGCUGAGGUGGAUACACUUGAGGGUGAUGUGUGCUGUGUGAUGUUUGUCAGGCUCUGUGGGUCAAGUCGUGUUGGUGGGAGGAGGGGGGAGGAGGCCCCAGAGCUGGCGGAUGGUGGGAAGGACCCACACACGGGGCAGGAGCUCUUCAAGCCAAAGACAGGUGCGCCAGUCAGGCGACGCCACACACAGUGCUUAUCGUGCCUUCGCUGUGUGUCUCUAUGUGGCUGGAUGCAGGUCGGCCCCCCCUGCACGGUCGCAACAGCGAGAAGCUGCCCAUCUGGGAGUUCCUCCACCGCCUCGGCGAACAGAGCAAACAAGCCAAAGUAACUGCACACCCAACCAACCAGACACAGCUCGUGUGGAUGUGUCUGCAUCCGGACAUCAGCUGCAGCAUGCCACCGAGGAAGAGCAGAAGGUCAAGGCCCUCGCCGAGAUGCGCGGCACCUCACACACCUCAUCGGCCAAGCUGUUCCAGGAGGCCAAAGCGCGGCGUCUUCGGGAGCUCUUCCGAGCGGUCGACGCCGACCGCGACGGCGUCCUGACGGGCGGCACGGCCGACGCCGACUCGUCUAGGUGGGGGAGCGUGCUGGCCAAGGAGGGGGUGGACCCUCAGCUGCAGAAGAUACUCUGGCCUGUCCUAGAGGUGGGUGGGAUGAUGAGAAGGAAGACACAUAAGAGCGUGUCAUCCCACCUGACGGCCUGUGUGUGUGUUGGCGCCCUGUCCGCUGCUCAGUAUUUGAAGGACACGGGCAGCAGCGUGCCGUUCGAGCAGUUUGAGCAGGCAGUGGACUACCAGGUCAAGGAGCUCGCCGCCCAAAAGAUACCGAUCCACGCCCUCUUUGUCAGACGCGCCACCGUCUCCCAACCCACCACCACCAGCACCUCCACUCGAGCAGCAGCGGCCGGCAAGAAAGGUGGUCGACACACUCUUCCCAGCGGGCCUAAAGACGGAGCGGUGAAGACGUUUCCUUAAUUAAGAAAAGGGCCCUUGAUGUACUUCUCAGCACACGGGCAUGUGGGCGUAUAUGCGUGUCUGUGUAGCGUCCGCGAGGGGCUCAUUUCUUCGAGAGCCUGCACAGGGAAGCCCGGGAGCGGCGCGACAAGUAAGACAGACAGCCGGCCGACACGACACACGCACCCAAGAGGACGUGUGUGUGAUGCCCGAUGGAUGCAGGCGUGACGCUCUCCGCGAGCAGAAGGAGAAGACCGAGCUGGACAACUGCACAUUCCAGCCUAAUGCGGGGUGUGCACACCACCACCACCAUAUACACCGUCCCCAGCCUCGUGUGCCGGGCAGCCGUGGCGAUGGCGCAGCGUCUGCACCAGCAGCUGCAGCUGCAGCAGCAGCAGCAGACAGGGAGGUUAGUGGGGCUGCGGGUGAGGGUGAGGGAGGUGGUGUGGGGGAUGACAUUGACGAGAGCUUCUGAUGGAUGGAUGGAUGGCUGCAUGCAGUGACUGAUAGGAGUGGACUCGUACGCGUGUGUGGACGGGUAUGCGUUUGUCAAUGAUGGAGACCUUCGUUGUCGACGAACAAAAUCAGACGAACAAAUCGGAAAGCAGGUCUGUCUUGACACUUGACAUUCGCGUGAAACCGCUCUCUCUCGGGCGCCCACAGAAUUCGCCUGGCCAAUCCCCAACCCACAGAUCUCUGCUGGGGCGGCCGUAUCACACAUCGUGCUCCACUCUGAGACUCACGGGUCACCACGUAAGAGCUGGGAGGAGUGUUGACUCUGCCUCCUU